UGGGUAAACCGCGUUUUGUUAAACAGUACUUUUUGAACCAUCCGGUAUUCCGUAGUUUGUGGAUACUUGUCGAUGGUCGAUCACAGAGUUUGGGUCAACUAUCAACGCAAACAUGGCUGAUGAUAGCAACGUUGAAGUGGAAGAUGAGAACAUUUUGUAUGAUUUACUUAUAAAUACGGAAUGGCCACCCGAGACCGACACUCAGUUACGAGGCAACAAGGAGCACAGCUCAUCUGUUAUAGCCAAGGCGGUGACAGGGCCUUUCAGGUUCAUCCUGCAUUACCUGUGGUACAGUCCCUCUAGCUCCUCUCUGCCUCCUGGUCUGGUCCGACUGGCCAACAAGCAGAUCAACUGGCAGCUGGUGCUAGCAAGUAAUGGGAAGUUGCUGGCCGUGGUUCAGGACCAGUGUGUGGAGAUCAGGUCUGCGAGGGAUGACUUUGGCUCUGUCAUUGGGAAGUGUCAGGUGCCCAAGGACCCCAGUCCCCAGUGGCGGCGGGUGGCGUGGUCACAUGACUGUACCCUGCUGGCGUACGCCGACAGUACCGGUACCGUGCGCGUCUUCGACCUCAUGGGCAGCGAACUGUUCGUCAUUCCCCCGAUGGUCAGUUUCCCGGGUGAUUACAGCUAUGCUGCAGCAGGCCUGAUCUUCCUGGAGUACACAGCCAGUGCUCUGUGGUCCGCUGAGCUGCUCGUCAUCACAUACGGGGGCGGGCUCAAGAGCUACCUCGUCAGUGUGGGGACCAAUCAGAGCUUCCAAGAGAACCACAGCUUCAGUUUCUCCAAUCACUACUCUCACGGCAUCACCACAGCGAUGUACCACCCUGGGCACCGGUUGCUGCUGGUGGGGGGUUGUGACUCGGGUGUUGAUGAUGCGUCCAGGGCGACCCGGUGUGGCCUCACGGCCUGGAGAGCACUGUCUGGGUCGCCCCAUUACAAACAGGUCACUAGCUACGAGGACGACACCAGCACUAACCAGAAGAAAGGUUUCUUCAGUAUCCCCAGCUUCAGACUCUUCUCCAGACACAACAAUGAGCAGGACGGUGUGUUUCGUAUGAGUCUGUCUCCUGACGGGUCUCUCCUGGCCGUCAUCCAUUUCUCUGGACGUCUGUCUGUAUGGGACCUCCCCUCUCUCAGACAGACAGUCUCCUGGGACCAAGAACUACAGCCAGGAUUUGAGGAGAUCAACCCAGAGUGGAAGACUUCUCUGGAGAAGAGGAAGAAGAUAAAAGACAAGGCACAGUACUACCCUCUGUGUGAGGUGGCAUGGUGGUCAGAGUGUGUGUUGAUCCUGGCCCGGUGUUCUGGUUCUCUGACUGUGUCGUCUGUUAGAACCCUACACAACCUCCUGGGCAAGAGCUGUGAGUGGUUCCAACCAUCGCCGCGGGUUACCGCCGCCCAGGAUGGGGGCUUCCUUACUCUGGAGUGUGAAGUGCAUCUGGCCCAGAAGAGAGGUCGUCAGGACAGUAACAUGGAGGGUGUGGCUACGGAGGGUGAGGAAGGAGACUCGGACUCUGAUGAAGAGUCGUCAGCCAAGGCCCGUUACUCUGGUUACGUGAAGCAGGGGCUGUACUACGUCACCGAGAUGGAACGCUUCGCUCCGCCACGGAAACGGCCCCGCACCGUCGUCAAGAGUUACCGUCUGGUCAGCCUGCGCUCCACCACGCCUGAAGAGCUGUACCAAAGGAAGAUAGACAAUGAGGAGUAUGGAGAGGCCCUGUCCCUGGCCCAGGCAUACGGUCUAGACUCAGACCUGGUCUACCAGAGACAGUGGAGGAAGAGCACUGUCAGCAUCGCAUCUAUACAGGACUACUUGAGUAAGAUCCAUAAGCGGUCGUGGGUGCUCCAUGAGUGUGUGGAGCGUGUCCCGGAGAACGUGGACGCUGCCAAAGAGCUGCUACACUACGGCCUAAAGGGGACGGACCUAGAGGCGCUCAUCGCUAUCGGGAACCGAGAGGACGGGGGCAGGUUCAUCCUGUCAGGUGACCUUGAUGUUGAUGACGCUCCGUACGAAGACUGCCUGUCUGCGGAAAAAGAGAUGGAGUUAAAGAGAGAGAAGGAGAGCCGGAAAAGACGGGAGCUACUGGCCAGGGUCGACUUCAGCAGGAUAUAUUAGGCGGUCCCGAUGCUGCAGAACAGAAAUAUGACUCUGAGUUCUUUAAGAAGUUCCGGAACCAGAAUAUCAUUCUGUCAGCAAGA
This is a messenger RNA of Coregonus clupeaformis (lake whitefish), 2196 nucleotides long. Its product is annotated as neuroblastoma-amplified sequence-like. Lineage: Eukaryota; Metazoa; Chordata; Actinopteri; Salmoniformes; Salmonidae. The record is from RefSeq and is a predicted model, not a curated record. The coding region runs from base 113 to 2113 and encodes 666 amino acids. Gene Ontology annotation, cellular component: Dsl1/NZR complex; endoplasmic reticulum membrane. The transcript has 19 exons. Gene Ontology annotation, biological process: retrograde vesicle-mediated transport, Golgi to endoplasmic reticulum. Gene Ontology annotation, molecular function: SNARE binding.